AUGUUCCUCAAGACAUCUAUCCUUACCUUGGCCAUUUCCAUUCAGUUUGCCCUGGCUGCUUCUGUUUCUAUUCUUUCCCCCAAGGCUAAUGCACACUGGCACAUUGGCGAGACGGUUGAGAUUAAAUGGAAACUUUCUGAUCCCUCAGCCACGGGAAACCUCUCGCUUGCUCUUGCAUCCGGACCCGCAGACGCACUUGUAAUUAACCAAGUUAUUGCUUCGAGUGUGCCAGUAAAGGCUGGUCAGUACAAUUGGACCAUUCCCCAGAAAGUCAAGGCAAACAAGAAAUAUGUAAUUGAAGUAGGCCAAAAUGCAGAAGAUAUUUCCUUUGUUGGCUGGGUUCAAAUUCUUGAUCCCACAGGUUCGGGCCAUUCCCACAAGACUGUCUCCAGUUCUGCCCGUCCAACCAAAACAACUACACAGCCUCCUAUUGCUUGCGUUACCCUGCCUGGUCUCGGCAAAAACCAUGACGACCAAGUCCGCUGUCACUCCUUCCCUGAACCUGAACAAACAAACGCACCUAAGAAACCCCAGGCUGUGAAGCCAAAGAAACACGGAACCCACAAAGCCAAGAAGAACUCCAAGACCACCACAAAGAAGACUACAACUAAAAAGACCACUACAAAAAAGACUACCACAAAGACAAUUACUCACCAGGCCAAGCAGACAGAUUAUGUACUACCCGCUGGUUACAUAGCAAUCUAG
Molecule: messenger RNA, 705 nt
Organism: Phycomyces blakesleeanus NRRL 1555(-)
Lineage: Eukaryota; Fungi; Mucoromycota; Mucoromycetes; Mucorales; Phycomycetaceae
Exons: 4
Coding region: 1-705 (234 amino acids)
Source: RefSeq, a predicted model, not a curated record